UUCUGGUAUUUUGAAAAAGCAGAACUCCGGUCGACGCUGUUUUGCUCUGUUCUUUUCUUUUUUGCUGAUUGUACUUUAAUAAAAGACACUUUGAGUAAAGAAUCUCAAAGAUUAUUUUUCCUCUCCUCCUCCUCCUGCUGCAAGGUUUCACUCUGAAGAAUGGAAGGUCUCAACAUUACCAGCAGCUCACAGGACCAAAGCUACGAUCACAGCAACACCACCUUCAACUACCAGAAUAACAAUGAGCACUAUGAGUAUCUCAAAAAAUUUCGUCUCAUCCAAUACGUAGUGACAUGCAUAGUCCUUGCUGUCGGCCUUCCUCUGACCCUGGUGGCCAUCUAUUCUCUUUAUUCUAUGGUGAGAAGAGAUCAUGUUGCUCCCAUCUACCUCAUCAACUUUCUCAUCAGCGACCUGAUUCAGUUCUGCUGCAUGAUCGUUCAGGUGGCACCAAAUGUGGAUGAGAAGAUAUCUGACAUCUUCUUAUUAAUUUACCUCACUUCUCUGAUUGCCAGUGUUGGCUUCAUGGUCUGCAUCUCCCUGGAAAGGUAUUUGGUCAUCGCCCACCCACUGUGGUACCGCUGCAGACGAACCAUCAAGACCUCUGUGGUGGUCUGUGUCCUGGUCUGGGUCCUUUCUGUUGUCUGUGUUGUCCUUGUAUUUUUCUUUCCUGAUGUGGUCAUACUUAUAGUAUUCCCCAUCAUCUUCCUCCUUCCCUUCCCUCUGUUAAUCUUCUUCCUGGUUGGGACCCUCAAAGCCCUGUCUGCUUCCAUCUCGGUCCCCUCUGAUGAAAAACGACGAAUUGUGGGAAUUUUGGUUCUGUUGCUGCUUAUUUACACGCUGCCGUUCCUGCCUAUCAUACUUCAGUUUGUGAAUUUAAAACACCAUGAGAACCUCGCCAUCUUGUUUUUCAUCUUUGUUAGGUUGAAUCCUCUUGCAGACUUGUUCCUGUAUGUGUUCAUGAGGAAAGGGUUCAUAGACAAGAUUUUGGCCUCUGUGUGUUGUUGCAUAGUUGACAGCAGUCCAUCAGUUUUUAUUCCAUUAGAUGAUGAGCCAGAACAAAGUCAAAUGAUAAUUUAAAACCAGUUGUUGGUGUUCCCAGUUAACUCAGUCAGUGGUCAACAGGCCCCUCGAUUGGAUGGUUGUGUUCAAAUAUAUUUUCUCUCUCUCUUUAAAUAAAUAAUUAUGAAGAAACUGUUUCACAAUUUCACAUGUGCUGCAGUGUGUGCGUCCUGGCAAGUGGACACAUCCAUCAACCUAUGGAUACUUAUUUUGUAGGUACUAUCCCUUAACAGGAAGUGAUUAUGUCACGGGCCAGAUAUUAUUGUUCUAAUCGACCGCUGAUGUAGGCAGAGAAAGAGGGAGAGAGAGAAAGGGGAGGAAACAGGAGGAGAAAUGGAGGCCAAUAGAAAGGAUAGA
Molecule: messenger RNA, 1416 nt
Organism: Micropterus salmoides (largemouth bass)
Lineage: Eukaryota; Metazoa; Chordata; Actinopteri; Centrarchiformes; Centrarchidae
Product: G-protein coupled receptor 4-like
Exons: 4
Coding region: 160-1077 (305 amino acids)
Biological process (GO): phospholipase C-activating G protein-coupled receptor signaling pathway; positive regulation of Rho protein signal transduction
Cellular component (GO): membrane
Molecular function (GO): G protein-coupled receptor activity
Source: RefSeq, a predicted model, not a curated record